AUGUCCUACCCGCAGGGCUACCUGUACCAAGCGCCCGGAUCGCUGGCGCUCUACUCGUGCCCCGCGUACGGCGCGUCCGCUCUGGCGGCGCCGCGCAGCGAGGAGCUGGCGCGCUCGGCGUCGGGCUCCGCGUUCAGCCCGUACCCUGGCUCGGCGGCCUUCACAGCGCAGGCGGCAACUGGCUUCGGCAGCCCGCUGCAGUACUCGGCCGACGCCGCCGCGGCUGCCGCUGCUGGCUUCCCGUCCUACAUGGGCUCGCCAUACGACACGCACACCACCGGGAUGACUGGCGCCAUCAGCUAUCACCCAUAUGGCAGCGCGGCCUACCCAUACCAGCUUAACGACCCCGCGUACCGCAAGAACGCCACGCGGGACGCCACUGCCACACUGAAAGCCUGGCUCAACGAACACCGGAAGAACCCGUACCCCACCAAAGGAGAGAAGAUCAUGCUGGCCAUCAUCACCAAGAUGACCCUCACGCAGGUCUCCACCUGGUUCGCCAACGCGCGCCGGCGCCUCAAGAAGGAGAACAAAAUGACCUGGGCCCCGAGGAACAAAAGCGAAGAUGAGGACGAGGAUGAGGGAGAUGCUUCCAGAAGCAAGGAGAGUCCGGACAAGGCUCAGGACGGCACCGAGACCUCUGCGGAGGACGAAGGGAUCAGUCUACACGUCGACUCGCUCACGGACCAUUCGUGCUCGGCCGAGUCAGAUGGGGAGAAAUUGCCCUGCCGCGCCGGGGAUCCCUUGUGCGAAUCCGGUUCAGAGUGUAAGGACAAGUUUGAGGACCUGGAGGACGAGGAGGACGACGAAGACGAGUGCGAGCGGGACCUGGCACCGCCCAAGCCCGUAACCUCCUCGCCUCUCACCGGCGUGGAGGCACCCCUGCUGAGCCCGGCGCCCGAAGCCGCGCCGCGCGGUGGCAGCGGUGGCAAGACGCCCCUAGGCAGCCGGACGUCGCCUGGAGCGCCGCCGCCCGCCAGCAAGCCCAAGCUGUGGUCGUUGGCGGAGAUAGCCACGUCGGACCUCAAGCAACCAAGCUUGGGCCCGGGUUGCGGGCCUCCGGGGCUGCCCGCUGCCGCCGCGCCUGCCUCGUCUGGGGCCCCACCAGGAGGCUCGCCCUACUCUGCUUCGCCGCUGUUGGGCCGUCACCUCUAUUACACGUCCCCUUUCUAUGGCAACUACACAAACUACGGGAACUUAAACGCAGCGCUGCAAGGCCAGGGCCUUCUGCGGUACAAUACCACGGCCUCCUCACCAGGCGAGACACUGCACGCUGUGCCCAAGGCGGCCAGCGACACGGGCAAGGCGGGCUCGCAUUCGCUGGAGUCCCACUACAGGCCUCCGGGCGGCGGCUACGAGCCCAAGAAAGAUCCCAGUGAGGGCUGUGCAGUUGUUGGUGCAGGCGUCCAGCCCUACCUAUAG
Apodemus sylvaticus (European woodmouse) is the source of this 1422-nucleotide messenger RNA. RefSeq names its product iroquois homeobox 2 (gene Irx2). Gene Ontology annotation, molecular function: RNA polymerase II cis-regulatory region sequence-specific DNA binding; DNA-binding transcription factor activity, RNA polymerase II-specific. Lineage: Eukaryota; Metazoa; Chordata; Mammalia; Rodentia; Muridae. Gene Ontology annotation, cellular component: nucleus. The coding region runs from base 1 to 1422 and encodes 473 amino acids. The transcript is spliced from 4 exons. The record is from RefSeq and is a predicted model, not a curated record. Gene Ontology annotation, biological process: regulation of transcription by RNA polymerase II; neuron differentiation; cell development.